UAAGCUUGUCUUGGAGGCUUAUUAAAUCCACCACCAAAGUAGUGAACAAUAACAGAGAUGGGGAAUAUGAAGUGCAUAAAGAGGAGGUCCAAAACCAUCAUCCUGGUUCCAUAUCCGGCUCAGGGACAUGUAACUCCUAUGCUUAAGUUAGCCUCCGCCUUCCUCAGCCACGGCUUUGAUCCGGUGCUGGUCAUACCGGACUUCAUUCACCGCCAGAUUGUCCCGAAAAUCGAAUCCAAAGAUAAGAUUCAAUGCAUGCCAAUCCCGGACGGGUUGGACAAGGACGCCCCGAGGGACUUCUUCACCAUCGAGAAGGCCAUGGAACACAACAUGCCUGUUCAUUUAGAGAAACUUGUUCAUCAUCUGGAUGAAGAUGGAGCUGUUGUGUGCAUAGUCAUUGAUUUGCUUGCGUCGUGGGCUAUAGAAGUAGCCAAUCGGUGUGGGGUCCCUGCGGCAGGGUUCUGGCCGGCCAUGCGGGCUACGUACCGGUUGAUCGGAGCCAUUCCGGAGAUGAUCAGGACAGGUCUCAUCUCUGAUGCAGGGUUUCCAAGGCAAUUAGGUGGUACAUGCUUCUUACCUAAUCAACCCAUGCUGUCCAGUGAAGAGCUACCAUGGUUGAUUGGCACUCCAGCUGCAAGAAAAGCAAGAUUCAAAUUUUGGACUAGAACCCUGGACAGAUCAAGAUCUCUCCAAUGGCUCCUUGUGAAUUCAUUCCCAAAUGAAUGUUGCUUGGAUGAUGAGCAAUCACAACAUCAACAACUUGAUCUUCAUCAACAGGUCCAAACCACCACCCAAACCCAACAACAAGUUUACCCAAUUGGUCCCUUGAGCAAGUUCACAACCACCAAAAAUCCUAGCUUUUGGGAAGAAGACACAAACUGCUUAAGCUGGCUAGACAAGCAGAAGCCGAACACUGUAAUUUACAUCUCUUUUGGGAGUUGGGUUAGUCCCAUUGGAGAAGCUAAGGUCAAAGGAUUGGCAUCAGCACUUGAAGCCUUGGGGAAGCCAUUCAUUUGGGUGUUGGGGUCUUCAUGGCGUGAAGGAUUACCAAUUGGGUACUUAGAAAAAGUGUCAAAGAUAGGCAAAGUUGUGUCUUGGGCACCACAAAUGGAGAUCUUGAAGCACAAAGCUAUCGGAUGUUAUCUAACACAUUGUGGGUGGAAUUCAACGAUGGAGGCCAUCCAGUGCCAAAAGAGACUCUUGUGUUAUCCUGUGGCUGGUGAUCAGUUUGUGAAUUGUGGCUACGUUGUAAAUUUGUGGAGGAUUGGGGUGAGAUUAGGUGGGUUUGGAGAGAAGGAUGUUGAAGAAGGAUUGAAGAGGGUGAUGGAGGAGGAUGAGAUGGGGAAUAGGUUGAGGAAGUUAUAUGAGAGGACUAUGGGAGAUGAGGCUAAUUCUAGAGCUGGGUCAAAACUCACCGACUUCAUUGAUCAGCUUAGCUUAAGAUGUUAACACUUGGGGUCUUCUAAUGGUGUCUAUGAUUAUGAUUUGUAAAUUUAUUUGUUUUCUAAUUUGUAGACCCAUAAUAGUGUCUAAAGUUUUUUUUUUUGGGCUAAGUAUUAGUUACUACCCUGUGGUUUAGGUCUAAAAUCAAUUC
Messenger RNA from Rosa chinensis, 1594 nucleotides. RefSeq names its product UDP-glycosyltransferase 82A1. Gene Ontology annotation, molecular function: UDP-glycosyltransferase activity. NCBI's taxonomy places the organism in Eukaryota, Viridiplantae, Streptophyta, Magnoliopsida, Rosales, Rosaceae. Bases 58 to 1449 code for a protein of 463 amino acids. The record is from RefSeq and is a predicted model, not a curated record. The transcript has 2 exons.